This is a messenger RNA of Vicia villosa (hairy vetch), 1644 nucleotides long. RefSeq lists its product as uncharacterized. NCBI's taxonomy places the organism in Eukaryota, Viridiplantae, Streptophyta, Magnoliopsida, Fabales, Fabaceae. The record is from RefSeq and is a predicted model, not a curated record. The coding region runs from base 1 to 1644 and encodes 547 amino acids. The transcript is spliced from 3 exons.
AUGCUACAAAAGUUUGGGUUUGGCAACAAAUGUUGUGAAUGGAUUGAAGCAUGUAUAUUCAACAGCUCUGUGUCAAUUUUGGUUAAUGGUUCUCUGACAAAGGACUUCUGGACCAAAAGGGGUUUACGACAAGACGAUCCGUUAUCACCUUUCUUAUACACUUUGAUCGCGGAAGGGCUGGUUGGAAUGGUUAGGAUGGCGGUUGAAGGUGGCAGAUUCGAAGGUUAUAAGGUAACAGACAAUCUUAAUAUCAAUUUAUUGCAAUUUGCAGACGACACUAUUGUGGUUGGGACUGGCUGCUGGAACAAUUUGUGGAGCAUCAAGGCAAUCUUUCGGGGGUUUAAAAUUGUGUCGGGACUGAAGGUUAACUUUUUCAAAAGCAAAAUCUAUGGAGUAAACAUUCCAGAGGACUUCAUGGAAGGCGCUUCACAAUUCCUGUGCUGCUGCUGGGGUAACAUUCCUUUUAAAUUUUUAGGAAUUCCGAUAGGGACGAAUCCUAGGAGAUGUUUGUCAUGGAAACUCGUUUUGGAGAGCAUCAAGAGAAAGCUCUCAACAUGGAAGGCUAGAAAGUUAUCUUUCGGGGGAAGGGUGACUUUACUGAAUUCGGUUCUAUCAAGCAUCCCGAUUUACGUUAUGUCAUUUUACAAAGCUCCAAUCAAGAUUAUAAAGAAAAUCAUCCAAAUUCAAAGCAGAUUUCUAUGGUGUGGGGAUGAGGAGAAGAGAUGCAUAAGUUGGGUGAGUUGGCACAAUAUUUGCAAACCAAAAGAGGAAGGUGGCCUUCGAAUAAGACAUAUCGGGCUAUUUAAUAACACUCUUUUAUGUAAUUUGGUUUUUCAACUCAGUUCUGGAGAUGGUAUUUUUUUCUGGUUCAACAAAUGGGCGGGCGAUUUUACCCUCAAGGAUCGUUUCCCUGCACUGUUUAUGUUAUCCUCAAAUCAGGAAGCAGUAGAAGCCAUUGAGCUAAUAGAGGUUCUAUCCACGGCAAAACCUCACGGGGCGGACAAGGACAAGGUCAAAUGGGGUUCUUCGCAAGACGGUGUUUUCUCAGUUAAGAGUUGCUAUAGUUUGUUCCGGGAUAGAGGUCUUGAAGACGUCAUAACAAGCGACACACAAAUGGCAUUGGAGAUGAUUUGGGAAACUAACAUUUCGUCGAAGCUAAAGGUGUUCGGUUGGAGAGUAAUUCUAAAUAGAUUACCUUCUAAGGAUCAAUUAGUGAAAAGAGGAAUUAUUACUACGGACGAGGACAAGAUUUGUGCUCUGUAUAGUGUUGAUUUUGAAGAUUUGGAUCACUUACUUUUCAGAUGCAGUUUUAGUCAAAAUGUUUGGAGCAACAUUCAUAUGUGGCUGGGCUUGGAAAAUAUGGGACAACAUGUUGGGGUAAAUAAUCUGUUACGGUUCGAACAAGCGCUGAAGGGGAAGAUUAAAACAAAGAAGAUUUGCCUCAUUUGGUUGGCAACGACUUGGGCAAUUUGGAACGCGAGAAAUAAGCUGAUUUUUCAAGAGGAAGGUAUCGUAUUGGACGACGUCAUAUGGAACAUCAAAACUGUAGCUUGGAUUUGGCACGCUAUCGGCAAUAGAGGUUCUAGAUGCACUAUUUUGUAUAAUUGGUUACAUUCUCCUCUAGAUUUUCUGUGUUCUGAUUAA